Molecule: messenger RNA, 1194 nt
Organism: Pollicipes pollicipes
Lineage: Eukaryota; Metazoa; Arthropoda; Thecostraca; Pollicipedomorpha; Pollicipedidae
Product: nuclear pore complex protein Nup58-like
Exons: 3
Coding region: 1-1194 (397 amino acids)
Source: RefSeq, a predicted model, not a curated record
AUGAAGGCCUUUCUGGUGAUAGCUGCACUAGCUGUGGUGGGCUCAGCUGCCCCCGGCAACUAUGCCAACCUCAGGAGUGCUGCUCUCCCCGCUGACCUUGGUCUGAAGACCAUAAAGGUGGAUGAGCUCAAGGCAAGCCCUAUCGGCCUGAAGAGCGCCACCCUCGGUCUGAGGACCGCCGCUGUCGGCUUUGCCGCCGCCCCCGCCAUUGGCCUCAGGGCUGCCCCUGCGGCCAUCGGUCUCAGAGCUGCCCCGGCUGCCAUCGGUUUGGCUGCUGCCCCCGCCAUCGGUCUGAGGACCGCCGCCAUUGGUGUGGCCGCCCCCGCCAUCGGUCUCAGGGCUGCCCCGGCCGCCAUCGGUCUUAGGACCGCCGCCAUCGGUGUGGCUGCUGCUCCCGCCAUCGGUUUGAGGGCAGCUGCCCCUGUCGCUCUGGCUGCCCCCGCUGUGAGGUACGCCGCCGCUGCCCCUGCCGCCGUGGCCGUGGCUGCCCCCGCCAUUAAGUACACCGCCGCCCGCGCCGCCGUCAUCCGCCAGAACGUCGAGAUCCCCGUCACCAAGACGGUCCACUUCGCUGACCAGCAGGUCGUCACUGGACACACCACGAGCAUCCACAAGCCGGCCAUUGCUGCCCCGGCCAUCGCUGCUCCCAGAACCCUGGUCGGCAAGACCAUCACCAACCCGGCCACGCUCAGCGUGCGCAAGUACCCCGCUGAGGUCAAGACCAUCAACCACGUGCCCCAGCCGUACGAUGUGCCUUACGAUGUGCCUGAGCCGACCGCCGCCAUCCACGCCGCCCCCGCCGUCGGCCUGAGGACCGCCGCCAUUGGUGUGGCCGCUCCCGCCAUCGGUCUCAGAGCUGCCGCCCCCGCCGUCGGCCUGAGGACCGCCGCCAUUGGUGUGGCCGCUCCCGCCAUCGGUCUCAGAGCCGCUGCCCCUGCCAUCGGCCUGAGGACCGCCGCCAUUGGUGUGGCCGCUCCCGCCAUCGGUCUCAGAGCCGCUGCCCCUGCCAUCGGCCUGAGGACCGCUGCUAUCGGUGUCGCCGCUCCGGCCAUCGGUCUGAAGACCGCCGCCAUCGGUGUUGGUGCCCCUGCCAUCGGUCUCAGGGCGGCUCAUGGUGCCAUCGGUCUUAAGACCGCCGCCUUCAACGUGCCGGCUGCCGUCGACAUCAAGGCGCUCAAGGCCCAUAAAUGGUAA